AUGGCCGCAGCCGGUUAUAUCCAAAUUACGUUGAUCUGGGUCGUCUAUGCCAUCGCCGUGGUGAUUCUCCUCUCCAUCGCUUGUCUCUUUGUUUACCUCUACCAAACACAUCGAGACCGGUCUAUGUUCGUCACAACUGUCUGCAUCUUCACGAUCACAUCUCUGCUGGCAACCGUCCUUCUACUCCCCGUCGAUGUCGCGCUGGUCUCUAGUACCACAAGCUCAAAGUUGGGUCAACGGAAGGACUGGGCAAAUCAAGAGAAGGUCGACAACAUCACCUUUACCCUCCGGGUCGUCUACUAUCUUCUAUACUCACUCGAUGCGCUUCUCUGCUUGCUCGUCGUUCCAUUUACCUAUUUCUGGUAUGAAGAAUAUGAUGAAGUCGCCCAAGAGGAGGGUAACCAGACUUUCGGCUCCAGAUUCUGGGCUGCGUUCAAAUACACACUAGCCUUCGUAUUCCUUUGCGUUGCGCUUUUCCUUGUGGGCUUCUUCGUCCCUGUUGCCCGCCACAGAGAAGGGGCCCAUUUCGACCUCGACUUUUUCAAGAAACUACUGGCCGAAAACCACGGCGAACGCGCCUUGACGUUUGCGCUAGGCCUUCUGAUCACGAUUGGGGUUCUCAUCUACUGCUUCUAUACUGCCGCGGGCCUCGCGCUUCUCCCUCUUACCCUCAUCAAAUCCGCGCCCAGUGUCUCAGCGCCCGCGCUAAGCGAAUCCACCGCGUCGCAAUUGGAAAGCAAUCUCGAGAGGCAGAGACAGCUGGAGGGCCGUGCCCAAGGCAAUCCCGAUGGCCUGUCCUCCAAAGACCAAAGAGAACUGGAUGCGCUUGUUCGUGAAGAACGCACUCUUCGUCGUCACCAGCGGCUCGCUGAAGAAUCCUCGGGGAAAGACCAAAACAUCUUCUGGAAAUUUUGGAUCAAGCUGGGCGCCGUUCUGCGGCCUAUCAAACUCAUUCUAGGGCUUCUGCUGGUGAUCAUUGUACUUUUGAUCUUCACCAGCAUGCUCAUUACAGGCAUUGAUAAGGCUAAGAACUCGAUCUGCAAACAGCACUGCGGCUAUCUACUGGCACACAUCAACAUCUUCCAACCGGUCAACUGGAUCCUCGUCACGUCCGCCAAGGUGUUUCCUAUCGACUAUGUCAUCUUCAUGCUAAUCGUGAUGCUUUUCUUCAGUGCGAGCAUCAUCGGAAUUGCGACCAUUGGCAUCCGCAUCCUGUGGAUUACAAUCUUCCGAAUCCGCAAAGCUCACACAUCACCGCAAGCUUUGUUGGUUGCCACUGUCAUGCUCACUCUCAUGACACUGGCCAUCAACUACUCAAUAGCUAUGAUGGUGGCUCCGCAGUAUGCCACAUUUGGCCCUCAAACGUUCUGCGACCAUCCCCUUAAGCACCCUGGGGAACAACCCGAUUGUACUGAUCACCCACAGCACAUCAUACCAUGCACCGAGUCAACUGAGAAUCCUGCCGCCAGGAAUGUCUGCACCCCAUCUGUCGUGUCCACGUUCCUCAACCGUGUGACGGUCAACUUCCCCUUCUUCGGUGUGGUCGAUUUCUGGGCGCAGUUCGUUUUUCUGGGAAUUUUCCUGCUCGGCUUCAUUAUUCUCCUGUUCCGUACACCGAAACUAUCAGAUUCAGAUUCCGAGGAAGAUGAGCUGGAGGAAGAAGAGGAAGGUCUCUUAGCAAGCACAGGCAGAAGGUUUGACGCGACGUGGCAAGACAUUACGGGCAGAGUCAGCCAUGCAGGUAGGAGGGAUCAACAAGGACGAGGGACACGGGAUAGCCCUAGUCAUUGA
This is a messenger RNA of Fonsecaea pedrosoi CBS 271.37, 1791 nucleotides long. RefSeq lists its product as uncharacterized. Bases 1 to 1791 code for a protein of 596 amino acids. The record is from RefSeq and is a predicted model, not a curated record. The transcript has a single exon. Lineage: Eukaryota; Fungi; Ascomycota; Eurotiomycetes; Chaetothyriales; Herpotrichiellaceae. Gene Ontology annotation, biological process: protein localization to vacuole. Gene Ontology annotation, cellular component: vacuolar membrane.